Durio zibethinus is the source of this 2905-nucleotide messenger RNA. Its product is annotated as protein PAF1 homolog. The record is from RefSeq and is a predicted model, not a curated record. Gene Ontology annotation, molecular function: RNA polymerase II complex binding; chromatin binding. NCBI's taxonomy places the organism in Eukaryota, Viridiplantae, Streptophyta, Magnoliopsida, Malvales, Malvaceae. Gene Ontology annotation, cellular component: Cdc73/Paf1 complex. Gene Ontology annotation, biological process: transcription elongation by RNA polymerase II.
AAAAAACAAAGCUCAGUCAGCCGAAUAAAAAGGGCUUACUCUCCCCUUUCUCGUUCUCAGUAUCUUUUUCCGGUCAUCCACUCUUUUCUCUUAUAGCUGUAAAUACAUUUAUAUAUCAAUGGGCUUUCGUAAUUUUUCUUCAAUCUUUCAAAUCCGAUCAAUCUAGGGUUUUUCAAUCCCCCCCAAAGCAAAAAAAUCUCUAAUCGAAAAUUUUGGGGGUUUUUUAUUCCCUCUUUGCUAGGGUUUCUGUACAUUCAAUCGCGACUUUGCUUUGCCCGACAAGAUUUCCCUUACUCCUUUUAGUCUGUUUUAUUGUAUUUGAAAAAUUAGUCAAUCGGAUUUUCUCUGGGUUAUUUUUUGUAAUAUAUUUGGAGCUGGUUUUUGCAUUCAAGUAUUUACAGGUUAGAUUCCAAUUCAUUCUCUAUCUCUUUCUUAGGGUUUUGGAAUUGGGAACUCAAAUCCUUUCUCUGUUUAGCUCCUUUAACGCUUUCUUUCCCUUGAUUUUUUUUUCUUGACCUGUUAAAUUAAAAACUUUGGCGGUUUAUUUUGCAAGGGUGUAGCUACUUCAGCUGAAUUUUGGAAAUUGGGAGAUCAAAGUUUUCAAAUUUAUUCCUGUUGGAGGUUUUCUUGGUUAGGUUAAAAAAAAUUGGAAAUUUAAAAUUUGAGUGACUACCCAAUUUAAAAGUUUCCAUUUUGUUUGAGAAACAAAAGUUUCCAAUUUGGAUCAGUUUCUGCAAGAAAACUUAGAAAAAAAAGAAACCCAGAAUUCAAAAUCUCAACCUUUCUCUUUGACUGUCUUUUUUGGGGGGGUUCUUUUUUAUUUAUCUCUGUUUUUGAUAUUGUGAUAGAGGAAAUAAAAAAAACAAAAAGAAUGGCCUCGUAUAGGCCAUACCCUCCACAAUCCUUUCCUCCACCACCACAAAAUCAAAACCCUCUUCCGCCCCAGCAACAACAACAUUAUAGUCAAAGUUACAAUCAAAUGAAUCCAAAUUCGAAUUAUCAUUACCCUCCUGCAAGACCGUCCCAACAACAACAACAACAGCCACCGCCUCCUCCACCUCCACAACAGCAAUAUUCUUAUCCCCCUCCGCCUCCUCCACCUCCGGAUUCUUCCUAUCCACCGCCCCCACCUCCUCCCUUGCCUACAAUGCCACAAAAUUCGAUCAACUCACGGCCACCAAUGUACUAUCCACCUUCACAGUAUGGUAAUCAAGCAAUGCAGCCAUUGCAGCCACCUCCCCCACCGCCUCCCCCAAGUUCUCCGGGUUCUUCGAUCCCUCCACCACCUCCCCCGAGUUCUCCUCCACCGCCACCUCCUCCAAAGGAGAGUGUUGGGGACAAGGGGUUUAGUGAGCGUAGUAAAGGGGGAAAUAGGGAUUUUUCAGGUUCUGGAAGGCGUGAACACGGGCAUUCCAAUCAUGGGGUUGGAGGUAGAGAGCACAAGCCGAUGAUGCCUCCUAUCAAGAAGCCAAAUGGACCUGCAGGAAGGGUGGAGACGGAAGAGGAGAGAAGGUUGAGGAAGAAGAAGGAAUUUGAGAAGCAAAGGCAAGAGGAGAAGCAUAGGCAGCAUAUGAAGGAGUCCCAGAAGACCCUGAUGGUGUCUUCCGGCAAAGGGCAUGGUUCAAUGGUCGGCUCACGGAUGGGAGAUAGGAGAGCUACACCGUUUUUGAGUGGUGAGAGGAUUGAGAAUAGAUUAAAGAAGCCAACUACAUUCUUGUGCAAGUUGAAAUUCCGAAAUGAACUUCCUGAUCCAAGUGCACAGCCAAAGCUUAUGGCUCUGAAGAAAGAUAAAGAUCGAUUUACAAAAUACACGAUCACUUCUCUGGAGAAAAUGUACAAGCCUAAACUUUUUGUUGAGCUAGAUCUUGGGAUACCGCUGGACCUGCUUGACCUCAGUGUAUACAAUCCUCCUAGUGUUAGACCACCACUUGCCCCAGAAGAUGAGGAACUCUUGCGUGAUGAUGAAGCUGCAACCCCUAUAAAGAAAGAUGGUAUAAGACGAAAAGAAAGACCCACUGACAAGGGUGUUUCUUGGCUGGUUAAAACACAGUACAUAUCUCCACUUAGUAUGGAAUCAACAAAACAGUCUUUGACUGAAAAGCAAGCAAAAGAACUGCGAGAACUUAAGGGAGGCCGCAAUCUUUUGGAGAACCUUAACAAUAGGGAAAGACAAAUUAAAGAAAUCGAGGCAUCAUUUCAGGCAUCCAAGUUACGUCCUGUCCAUGCAACCAAUAAAAACUUAGAGCCCAUUGAAGUUAUGCCCCUCUUACCUGAUUUUGAUCGGUACAACGAUCAGUUUGUUAUGGUGUCAUUUGAUAGUGCUCCUACAGCUGACUCAGAAAUCUUCAGCAAGCUGCAUGAAUCUGUUCGUGAUGAUCAUGAAUCAAGGGCCAUUAUGAAAAGUUAUCAGGCACCAAGCUCAGAUCCGGCUAAUCCUGAGAAAUUUUUGGCUUACAUGGUGCCUUCUCUUGAUGAGCUAUCAAAGGAUAUGUAUGAUGAGCAUGAAGAUAUCUCAUAUUCUUGGGUUCGCGAAUACCAUUGGGAUGUACGUGGUGAUGAUGCAAAUGACCCAACAACAUACCUUGUUUCCUUCGAUGAAGGAGAAGCUCGCUAUGUGCCUCUUCCCACAAAACUUAAUUUAAGAAAAAAGAGGGCCAGAGAGGGAAGAUCUGGUGAUGAGAUUGAACAUUUUCCUAUACCUUCUAGAAUUACUGUAAGGAGGAGAUCAACAGUUGCUGCAAUAGAACUGAAAGAGCCAGAGGUUUAUUCCAACUCGAGGGGCGGUAUUUCAAGCUCAAAGAUGGGAAGGCUAGAUGCCGAAGAUGACCUUGGAAGACCACAGAAGCUUGCACGACACCAAGAUAUUGAUCAAUAUAGCGGAGCUGAAGAUGACUUGUCUGAUUGA